AUGGAAUCAAACUCAAAACGCCAGAGAAUUUCUUAUUCUGUGAAAAGCAAUAGGCAAAUAAAAUAUCAGGGUGGUGUUUCCUCAAGACGCCUGAACAUUUUGAAGGGAGUCAUAGUCCGCGAAAAGGAAGAUAGGAUCAGCAAUUUACCAUGCAAAGUACUUUGUCACAUCCUCUCAUUUCUUCCAACAAAACAUGCAGUGGCAACUUCUGUUUUAUCCACCAAGUGGAAGAAUAUUUGGGCUUUAGUCCCCAUUUUAGACUUGGAGGAUAGCUUAUUGUUACAUGAAGAAAACCUUCUCAAUAAACCAGUAGGAGAUUUGAGAGUGAGCUUCUCAAGUUUUGUGGAUAGAGUGCUCAUUCUACACAAUGCACCACGCCUACAUUGGUUUCGUUUGAAAUGUGCUCAAAAUUAUGAAUCCUCACAUGUCAAUGCAUGGAUUUACCAAGCACUUCGGCGUUAUGUACAAAAGCUUGAUCUUUGUGUCCUCACUGUGCAUGGUGAUCUUUUUAGAUCAGAAUCACUGGUUUACCUAAAACUAGGCACUAACUUUGUGCUUAAUGUUCCUGCUUCUGUACUUUUACCAAGCCUCAGGACUCUCCAUCUGAACUCAAUUGAAUUUUCAGAUGAUGCUUCUACGCAUAAGCUCAUUUCAAGUUGCCCUGUGCUAGAACAACUGUUUAUAGAGGAAUGUGGAAUAAAAAACAUUCGUUGUUUUAACAUUUCUGCCCAUGCACUCAAGUGUUUGGCCAUGGAAUGUGCUAUAUUAGAUAAUAAAUAUGCUACAGAAUUCUGUGGGUAUAAAAUUGUUAUUGAUGCUCCAAAACUUGAAUACCUUAGACUAUAUGAUUAUGUAGCAGAAGGGUAUCAUUUUAAGAAUCCAAAGUCACUAAUUGAAGCUCAAGUGCAUUUGGAUUUAAGCACUCGAAGGAUAGAACAAAGGGAUCGUACUUAUUAUGGUCAAAAAGUACUGGAGCUAAUCAAAGGUAUUCAUAAUGUCAAGGUCUUGCAUCUAACUGGUGAUUCUAUGGAGGCUCUCAUGUUAUCGGGUAGCAACCUGCCUACACUGCAUAAUGUGAGCCAUUUGGAGGUAAAUGCUAACAAACUUGUUGGAUGUAUGUUUUUGCUGGACCUACUCAAAAGCGUGCCUAACAUACGAGCUCUUGAUAUUGGAGAGUUUCUGUUGAACCGAAUCAAAAGUGUAAUUAACAUACAAGCUCUCGACUUUGGAGAGGGCCUUGGAAGAAAGUGGGGAGUGGCGGAAUACAAGGGCAGUAUUUCCACAAUUAGCCACAACAUUUUUAAGAAAGCCAUAGUCCAAGAAGCCGAAGACAGGGUUUGUCAUAGAGAUAAGGAAGAGAAAGAUGGAAUCAACAGAUUACCGUACAAAGUGCUUUGCCACAUCCUAUCUUUUCUUCCAACAAAAUAUGCGGUGGGAACAUCCAUUUUAUCCACCACGUGGAAGAAUCUUUGGUCUUCAGUACCCAAUUUGGACUUUGAUGAUGAGUUAUUGUUACAUGGAAGAAAGCCUUGCAGUAAAUCAACACAAGAUUUGAGAGUGAGCUUCUCAAGUUUUGUGAAUAGAGUGCUUAAACUACACAAUGCACCAUUUAUACACAGGUUUCAUUUGAAAUGUGGUCAAGACUAUGAACCCUCGCAAUUGAAUGCAUGGAUUUGCAGUGCAGUGUGUGGUAAAGUUCAAGAGCUUGAUCUCUGUUUCCCCAUGAGAAACUCUAAAUACUCUCUAUAUUGUGGCCUUUUUACAUCUAUAUCACUGGUGUACCUUAAACUAGGAACAAAAUUUGUGCUCAAUGUUCCUGCUUCCGUACUUUUACCAAGUCUCAGGACUCUCCAUCUGAAUUCAAUUGAAUUUUCAGAUGAUGACUCAACUCAUAAGUUAUUUUCUAGCUGCCCUGUGCUAGAAGAACUGUCUAUAGUGAAAUGCGGAAUGAAAAGAAUACGUUGCUUUAAGAUUUCUGCCCCUAUAUUGAAGCAUUUGACCAUUGAAUGUGCUAUAGAAGAUGAAUAUAGUACGGAGUUCUGUGAGUACAAGAUUAUCAUUGAUACUCCAGCCCUUGAGUACUUUAGAUUGUAUGAUUUUGUGGCAGAAGGGUAUGAUUUAAAGAAUCUAAAGUCACUAACUGAAGCUCAAUUGCAUGUUGAAUUAAGCACUCCAAAGUUGGAACAAAAAGGCUAUGCUUACUAUGGUCAAAGACAACUGGAACUAAUGAAAGGUAUUUGUGAGGUCAAAAUCUUGCAUUUAACUGGCGAUUAUAUGGAGGUUCUCAAGUUAUCAGAUUGCAACCUGCCUACGUUACAUAAUGUGAGCCAUUUGAAGCUGAGCAUUAACAAACAUUCUGGAUGGCAGUUCUUGCCGGACUUGCUCAAAAGCUUGCCUAACCUACUAGCUCUCUACUUUCCAAUGGGACUUGUACAUGAGCGGGGAGGAGAUUGCCGGCGGGAUCAACCUGAGUGGGUUCCUCGUUGCUUGUUGUCUUGUCUCAAGAAAAUAUUAAUUUGGCAAUUUCAGGGGCAGAAAGGUGAGUACAAGCUGGUGAAGUAUUUGUUGCAGAAUGCAAGCGUUUUAAGUGUGUUUAGUAUAAAAUCUCAUAAUAAUUUGACUAUAGAAGAAGAAUUGAAGAUUAGUAAGAAGUUGUUGUUGUUGCCAAGGGGCUCAAAGACAUGUCAGGUUGUAUUUUCAUAAUUCUACUUCCUAUUUUGUAUAGAAAUUUAUUAUCAUUGAAACUUUA
Quercus lobata is the source of this 2749-nucleotide messenger RNA. RefSeq lists its product as uncharacterized. Gene Ontology annotation, molecular function: protein binding. The transcript is spliced from 6 exons. The coding region runs from base 1 to 2703 and encodes 900 amino acids. The record is from RefSeq and is a predicted model, not a curated record. NCBI's taxonomy places the organism in Eukaryota, Viridiplantae, Streptophyta, Magnoliopsida, Fagales, Fagaceae.